This is a messenger RNA of Lucilia sericata (common green bottle fly), 1705 nucleotides long. It is a transcript of the gene Osi6, whose product is annotated as keratin, type II cytoskeletal 3. The record is from RefSeq and is a predicted model, not a curated record. The transcript is spliced from 2 exons. NCBI's taxonomy places the organism in Eukaryota, Metazoa, Arthropoda, Insecta, Diptera, Calliphoridae. Bases 136 to 1005 code for a protein of 289 amino acids.
GCCUGACAUCGUCGAAAAAUUAUCAAACCUCAGCUUGUUCCAUUCGAAUGAACACAUAGUGAUUUCGGUGGUGUUUUAAAUAAAAAGAAUAUUUAUAAAAAAAUUAAAUAAAUUAAAUACACAAAAAUAUACAAAAUGAAAUUCUUUGUUGCUACAACUUGUGUGCUUUUAUUAGCUUCCGGCAUCCUUGCCAAUCCCGCUGCCACUAAGGAUAACAGUGGCGAACAAACAAGUGCCUUUGCCCACUGCUUGGAAUCUGACUCAAUUUCGUGUUUACAAUUAACGCUCUUCCGUAAAGCCAAAUCCAUCUUCGAAAAUCCCCAAAUUGAAUUGUUCGGUGGUGUCUCUUUGAUCAAGGCUAAUGAAGGUCGUCAAGGUAAAUCUUUGGAUGAAAGCGCUCGUGCCGUUGAAGCUGCUCCCAGCAUUGAGGCCCGCAACUCUGAAAUCGGCAACUAUAUGUUGACCAAUGCCAAGAACUUCUUCGCUGAACGCUCAUUGAACUUCAACUUUGCCAAUGCUGCCCGCUCUGUUGCCCGUGCCAUUCCCGAUGACAUCAAGGCUGAUUUGCGUGAAUUGGUUGUUGAAUCCCGUACCAAGAAGAAGAAGUUGAUCAAGAAAUUCUUGCCAAUCUUGUUGGGUGUCGGUGCUAAGGUUGCUGUCUUGGCUGUUGGUGCCAUCUUCGGUUUGUUGUUCUUGGCCAAGAAGGCUCUCGUUGUCUCCGUCAUUGCCUUCUUCUUGGCCUUGGCUGCCGGUGCUAGCAGUGGUUUGAGCCGUAUCGGUGGUGGAUCCGGUGGUCUUUUGGGCGGUCUCGGUGGUUUGUUCGGUGGCAAGAGCUCUGGUGCUGCUACCGCUGGUGCUAGCUCUGGUGGUUGGUCCUCCGGCGGUGGUGCUCCUACCGGUGGUUGGUCUUCUGGCAGCAGCUCCGGCUGGGAUUCCCACGGUGCCUACAGCUCUCCCGUUGCCCAAACUAUUGCUUACUCCGGCUACAAACAAGCCAGACGAUAAGCUUUUUAAGAAACUUAUGUUUCUUUUAGGGUAAUAAUUAUUAUAUUUCGAACAAAUUGAAAAAAAGCAACAAAUCUAGGAACUUUAACGAAAAUUUUUAAAAACACAGAACGAAAUAAUUUAUUUAAUUAUUAUAAUUUAUUUUUAUUUAUUUAAUUUAUUAUUAUUUUAAUUUAUUGCAAGAAAACAAAACAACAAAAAAAACUUUAAAAAGUGCCUUAAAAACAAAAUAUGAGAAUUUGUUGAAACGUACAAUGAAUCUUUUGUUGGGUUUUCAAGUUGAAAAUCUUUUACAAAACCAUAUUUCCAAAAUGAUUUGAAAUUCUCAAACACAAUUAUGUUAGAUUAAGCUUAAAAGUUUGAACAUAAUUGGAACAACUUUUCUUUAAAAAAUCUUUAAAUUUUUUAUUAAAAUUAAUCAUUUCUUUAAUUUACAGCUGAAGAAACUAAUUCACAAAAUGCAUGAAUACUAGUCAAGCAUAAUGUGUAUUGAAAAUCUUAAAUCAUACUCCUACACUAAUUCUAUCCUAAACUAUCACUUUCUUUCUUUCUAUUUGCAAUAAUUAACUUACUAUCUCUUUAUCUAUUUAUCUUUCUUUUUCUCUAUCUAUCUGUCUAUCUUUUAUACUGUAUACUUUAACUCUUUAUCUAUUCUAUUGCCAUUUCUUUAAAUUUUACUCUUUAUUUCUAUUGCUCUACC